This is a messenger RNA of Lymnaea stagnalis (great pond snail), 9512 nucleotides long. The record is from the annotation of a GenBank genome assembly. Lineage: Eukaryota; Metazoa; Mollusca; Gastropoda; Lymnaeidae.
UGGAAGCUUUCCUUGGAGAUUAUCGGUAAAGGCUAAAGACAAAAACAGCAUUUUUUUCCUAACCCAGAUCGCGAUGUGAACCAAUUAUUGCACCAAUUUCAUCACCAAGCCAACAUCUGUGCUAAACGAUUUCGAAGCAGGUAGCCAUUACUGAGGCAUUUCUUUUUACAAAAUGACAUUUUUUUCAGGAGAUGACUUGAUUAUAAGUAAAUCAAAUUAAGGUACAAAUUAAUAAUGAAUAGUAUUAUGCUGUGAGACGCCUCCCUUAAAGUGAAGCUCAACAAACUCUGAGCUCAAGGCCAAUGUUACAAACGUUCUUCUGUACUUGACACUCCCUCUUGGAUUAUUGCACUGGUCCUGAAUUCCCUGCACCCCGUACCAACUCGCUACUAAGGCCCCACACCCCCUAAAAAGUGUUUUGCUACAUCCCGCAACCCUUAGAAAUAGAAGAGAAACUAUAAAGUUUGAAAAUACGUUUGUUUAUUGAAUGAAAAAUUAACUGCACAGCUUUGGAUAUGAACGUUUGAUUACUUAUUACAUAAAAUGAACUUGUGCUUAUUAAUUACAUCAAAAGAACUUGUGACUACUUAUUACAAGAGAUAAAAUGCUAAUGAAGAAGAUGUAAAUUUGGAGAGAUAGCACCGUGGCCGCCGUCUUGGUGGCUGCGACCUACGAACUUAUGUACUAAAUGUAAUAAUAAUAAUAGUAAUAAUACAAUUUAUUUAAAAAUCCCGUCUCAUCCCUAAAGGCUCGAAGCGUGGUACAAAGUCAACCACAUUAAAAGUGAAAAGAAAAGAACUAUAUUUUACCACAUUGAAAUACAAAACGUAACAUUACAAAAACUCCAUACGAGAAUACCCAUCUUAAGUCUCUCAUCCCUUGCAACCAUAAACAGACAGGCCAAUAUGCAGCCAGGAGACAAUAGCUAGCUGGAAAAGACGUCAGACAACAUCAAACUAGCAGGUGUUUGCGAAAUAGAAGUGUUUUCUUUUUUCUGUUUUGAAAGAUUUCAGUGUCUGGCUGUUUCUUCGAGCGACAGAAAGUGUGUUCCAAAUUUUUGGGCCGGCAAAUGCUAAAGUGCGCCUUCCUUAAGUCUCAAGGUAAACAUGUGGCAUCGAGAGUUUACCAGUAUCGGAACAGCGGAGCUAUCUAGUGGGUACAUAAGUCGUUAUGAGCCCUUUAAGAUAGGACGGCGCUAGGUCAUGCAAGCAGCGGUAGCACAGAGUUGCAACUUUGUACUCUAUGCGAGCGCGGACCGGCAGCCAAUGCAACUCUCUCAGAAUUGUUUUAGCACGGUGAAAUGUAUCCUUAAACCUAACUUGAACUCUUAAUUUAUCCCUAACCUUAGGUUUGACCCUAAUGGAACCAGGGUUUAGACCCUAUUAUAACCAGGGACAAAACAAGCAAACGACGUCAUGGUGCUAUCUCACCAAAAUAGCCUAAUAUUUUUUUUUUUGAAAAUUUAUUUCACAAUUUUUAAGCUAUUAUCUGCUCUAUUUUUAAAUCUCUUUUUCUCACACCCCUUGAAAUGUUUUCUAACACUCCUUGAAAUAUCUUUUCGCACACCCUGAAAUACCUCAUAACAACCCCUGACAUGUCUUUCUUUUCCCUCUGGGGAUGGGAAUACCAUAGGUUGAGAAACAUUGUCUAAAGACAUCCCAAUAUUAAAUAACUGAAUCAUGAUUGCGUGAAAAUUCAAAUAGUCAAAAUAAAUUUAUAUUCUCUUUGAUUCAUUUUCAUAAAUUAAACAUAGAUUUUGACACGCAUAUACCUAGUCAAGAUGGAAUCUAACACAUAGCCAAAUCUAAAUUAAUUUUUUAUUGGAAAGUUCAAACAUUUGAAAUCCCUACUACAAAUCAUCAACAAUUAAAUUAAAUUAUGACGAUUUUUCAUAGCUUAGUGCGUUACUUGUCGAAAACAUAUAGCGUCAUAGUAUUUACGUUUUUUAAUCAAUAAUUUAUUGACUUUCUCGAUUAAGUUGAGGAGGAAGUCAAUAAUCAUCACUACCAUGCCAAUAGGAGAAACCGCUCCCAAUGGGGUGAGUUGCGUGUAAAAUGUCUUACUUACAGAUUAAAGGAUGUACCGUGCUGAAUAGUCUUAGUCAAACAUUAUGACGCAUGGUCAGUCUUAGGCGUAUCUAAAUCUUAAAUAGGAUAAGAAAAGUGGUAAUUUAUAUCCAUCAGUUGAUAUUAUGGAUUUGAGGGUUUGUGUGUAAAACAUAUCCAUGAAUUUAAAACGGGUUGGAGGCAUUAUUAUGCAUAUUAAAAUUACGGAUUAGAUUGUUUUGUGUAUGGAAUAUCCACCAUUUAUAAAUGGAUUAGAGGCUAUUGUAUGCUUAAUGAAUCCACCAGUUAAAAAGUGGAAAAAAUAAUGUUGUUUUCUAUUUCCAUUAAUCCUGUUUACUUUUACUGUCAAUCCCAAGCUGUUCACACCUCGUUGUUUUAGUCUUGUUAUUCUCAUACAAAAAAGCCCAUUUUUGUUCUCUUAUGUAAGAGGUUUAUAAAGUAACGGAUUUUUUUUUUCUGGCACCCAGCAGUCGCAAUGUGACGAUGGGGUAGAUUUUGCAGUGCGAAAUCCAAAAGGCUUGGUAUUAUUCUUUUUUUAACAUAGUUCCCUACACAGCAAAUCGCCUCUCUCCACGCUGCUAGGUAACCCAAUGGAGCUUCAUAUGUGGAUGCAUGAGCCCGUCACCUGUGGGGUCUCAGGGGUUGUCGGAAUGUUUCAUAGUGUCAAUGGUAUACGCCUAUGGGAUUCCAUCUCCGGCUUUGAAAGCAGACUUUCCAUUUGUUUGAGUCGCCACCUAAGGUUAACGAGCCCCCUUCAAACCAGGUUGAUGCUAAUGUGUUUGCUUGACUGGGCUAUGUAUGGUGGGGAUUGAACUCUAGACUAGAAUUUAAGAUUGACUAAGUUUAGACCACUCGACCACCAGCACUCAAAGGAUGUCACGGUUUCAUGCUUACAGACUUUUUAUCUUACAUUUAGCUCGAAACAAAGAGAUUUGGUCAAGCAUGUAGCUAAUUACUUUUGAUGUUAAAUAAAGCUUGAAUAAUUUUUUUAAUUAGUUUUUUUUUUGACUAACUUCCCUGAUCUCACCACCCGUCCUGAUACCGUUAACCUUGGAACUUAAAUCCGGAUCUACUAGACGUUUACCAAUGGUACCGCAGAUGCGGAAGAACCAGGUGGAUUGUUCAACGUAACGCUGAAUAUGACCACAGCGCUCAUAUUUGAUAACACCACCCGAUUGUAUGGUAAUGAUGGUCUCAUUGGUACCCCAGAACCAGAUUUUGUAAGUUGUACGUGCUUUCGGUCAUACCAUUCUACGCAGUUCAUCCAUCCACAACAUCCUUCCAGCCACCAGCCUUCUAUCUACACAUCCAUUCACACAUCCAUCCAAUCAUCAGCCAAUCAAUCCAACCCCGUAUCCAUCGAUCCACAUAUCCACCCAUCCAGUCAAUCAUCCACCCAUUCAUUAAUCCAUCCAUCCAUCCACCGUUCCGUCCAUUCAUACAUCCAUUCAUCCAUCCAUUUAUCCACGCAUCCAUAAUCCUUUUAAACAUCCACGCAUCCAUCAAACUACCUAUCAAUCCAUUCACACACUCUUUUUACUCAUAUGCUAAUGACAAAUCUCACUGAAUGUUUAGUUAUAUAGUACUUUCCAUCUAAAUAAUGAUGCAUAAAUUUAAAAGAAAAAUAUUUAACAGAAUUUAAAGUUAUAAAACCCAUGUCAAAUGAUUUAAGUUUGGAGCGUGUCCGUCCAACAACGGCUGUAUGUUGGACCGUAACAUUGGUCACCAGCUGAAAACCGCCAUCAAACUUUUAAAUAAAGCGUUUAAUUUCCGGUUAUUCCAAGGUGGCAGCCAAUAGGUCAACAGCAAACACGACAUAUGCGAUCAGCGAGCCCGAUGUGAUCGUCACCGUGACCACCCGGAGAAGUGAUUUCGAGGGCAUCACUACCACCAUCAGACAGGAUUCUGUGAGUACUUCCCUCACGUGUUCUCGUCACUGAUCGCGUAGGGGUUUGCCACAUCGAUUGGGAUAAUUUUUGCGAUCGUGUAGGCAUUACAAAUUAUUCGACCUUGUCGAUCACCUAAGUGAGGGCACACCCGUCAAUGUUACUCUUGCCCUUAAAGUGAGAACCAAAAGAUAUGGGGAUCCAUUUGUUCCCCAAUCUCAAAACAGAUACUUCUCUCUCUAACAAUUUCCAUACCGCUACCUGAUGGCAAUGAUUUCAAUACAUAAAAUUCCCGAUAGAUUGCGCAAAACAGAAAUUUGAAUUCUUAAAAAUACCGCAAUUGCGUUUGAUGCGUGUAAGGGUCGUUCGAGCCCCAAAGGCUUCGCGUUCUACAGGUUGAGAACCACUGGUCUAUUAUCAAUUUAAAAAAAAAUGAUUUUCAAAUCAGGAUGUUUAUACAUAUGCUGAAGAUGAACACGUACAGCGCAAAUGAUCAGGUCAAUACAAAAGGAUAUACUUUUAUUUUAUUUUUUUAUUUUCUCUCACGGUUGAUAACGUUUGUAUAAUGCAACCUGUGAGCGUGUUUAGCCCUAUGGCGUCAUCCGAAUUCGCUCAGCUCAAAUCUCAAACAUUAUGAUCUGAAAGAAACACUGAUUAUGAUGAUAUUUUGUAGGAAUAGUGGAGCAGCAGUGGUGUAGGAGGGAGUUGUGCACGGAUGGGGUGUCUGUGUGUGUCGUCCCUCCAUGAUGAUACAUUUCUUACAGUUUCGGUCAUUUUCGGUCAUCGGUAGAUUUUUUUAUCGUAAAAGGUAGUGCGUCAGCAAAGUUAUUGGCUCGUCCCGGGAGCCAGUUGCCCUACCGUCUCCACUCUGGGGCGGGCGUAGCCUCCCCCCCCUCUUAAAAAAAUAAAUAAUAAAUACAUAAAUAAAUGAAUAAAAUAUUGAUAUGUUUUAUCAGAAUUUUCGAGACGUCACGAACUCGGAGCAAAAAAAAGAUUUCCUCCAAGAGCUUUUCGGAAGCGACACAGUGAAGAUCGUCUUGGCCGCCGCCGUGGGUCUCGUCAUUCUGGCAGUGCUGGUCUUUGUCGUGCUUUCAAAGCGCCGGAGUAGUAAGGCCAGCGCUUCGAAAGCCAAGCAAGGUAAGAGCAAUGCAUUGAUAGACUUACAUUGACAUCAAACCAAUUUAGUCGUGGGAUGUUAAAUCAAUUUUUGACAUCAGCAAGUAGGUACGAGGAAAGUUACGAUUUACGUUUGAUGAUUGACAUGAGGAAAGGCACAUGUGACAUUUGAUAGGAGGUAACGCACAUGUGACGUUUGACAGGAGGCGAGGCACAUGUGACAUUUGAUGUGAGGCAAGGUACCAGUUACAUUUGACAUCAGGCAAGGUACAUGUGACAUUUGACAGGAGGCAAGCACCUGUUAAAAUUUGACGUGAAACAAGGUACCUGAGACAUUUCAUAUGAAGCAUGGUCCAUGUGACAUUUAAAACAUGGCCAGAAACCUGUGACAUUUAAUACGAGGCAAGGGGCUUGUAACAUUUGAUCUGAGGAAAGGUACCAGUGGCAUUUGACAUGAGGCAAAGCACAUGUGACAUUUGACAUGAGGCAAGGUUCCUGUGACAUUUGACAUUAGGCAAGGUACCUGUGACAUUUGACAUCAUGCAAGGCACCUGUGACAUAGGAGUAUCAGUGUUACCUAAGUAGAAAAACCAUGAAAUCACAGUUUUUUUAGCCAUCCCCUGAAGUACCAUAGUCACUUAACUUGGAAGGCAUGACCCACAUCAAAAGUACCAUAGUCACUUAACUUGGAAUGCCUGACCCACAUGCGCCCUAGUACAUUUUGUUAAUACAUUGCCGCCAUUUUGAUUUUCGUUUAUCGCGAUAAUUGAUUAUCUCAACGCUUUGUGACAAAACACUAGGCAAUCGACAUAACCGGGUUCCACUGUAGCAGAGUAACGCCUAUGGUACCUCUGGUAAUGUCAAAGUAACACUGUACAGCCUAUGGUACUUUUGGUAAUGUCAAAGUACAACUUUAUUGUCUAUGUUUCUUUUGGUAAUAUUAAAAGAACGCUAUUAUGCAUACACACAUUUCGGUAAUGUCAAAAAUCCUUAUGAUGCCUGUGGUAAUUUUUGAUUUAUGAGACACUAAAAACUCAUAUGUCAUUGGUUGCUUGACUGCGCGAAAAAACUCUGUCAAGGGUAGCUUGACUGAUGCUAAAUAAUCACUUGCCACCGGCAACUUGACUGAUGCUAAAUAAUCGCAUGUCCCCGGUAACUUGACUGAUGCUAAAUAAUCGCAUGUCACCGGUAACGUGACUACUGCUAAAUAAUCACAUGUCACCGGUAACUUGACUGAUGCUAAAUAAUCGCAUGUUACCGGCAACUUGACUGAUGCUAAAUAAUCGCAUGUCACCGGUAACAUGACUGAUGCUAAAUAAUCACAUGUCACCGGUAACUUGACUGAUGCUAAAUAAUCGCAUGUCACCGGCAACUUGACUGAUGCUAAAUAAUCGCAUGUCACCGGUAACAUGACUGAUGCUAAAUAAUCACAUGUCACCGGUAACUUGACUGAUGCUAAAUAAUCGCAUGUCACCGGUAACUUGACUGAUGCUAAAUAAUCGCAUGUCACCGGCAACGUGACUGGUGCUAAAUAAUCACAUGUCACCGGCAACGUGACUGGUGCUAAAUAAUCACAUGUCACCGGCAACUUGACUGAUGCUAAAUAAUCACAUGUCACCGGUAACUUGACUGAUGCUAAAUAAUCACAUGUCACAGGCAACUUGACUUGUGUUAAAUAAUCGCAUGUCACUGGUAACUUGACUGAUGUUUAAAAACGUGUAUGUCACUGGUAGCUUGGCUGGCGCUAAAACUCUCAUGGAACUGUUUAGACUGAAAUGUAACAUUCUCCUGCAGUAUAGCCAACCCGAAUGGCAUCAUUGGUCAUUAGCAAUUUAAACUCAUAAAAAUCAGUACAGUAGAACCCGGUUAUGUCGACGGCCUAGUGGUUGUUCUUUAUGUGCAUGAUGUGCGUUAAUAAAUGAGAAUAACUCUAAUAAACGUAAUUAAUCCUAAAUUCAAGCUAUACCUCAUUUAAUAAUUUAAUUCAAUGAUAACUAAUAGACUAUAGGGCCUGAGACUAAUAUGUUUCAGGCCUAGACUGGGUCUAGGUUCCUUUAUAUAUUAGAUUUAACAUAAGACUGACUGAUUAGACGGUAUAUGAUUAGAAUAUUAAUAGUUUAAAUGGUACUAAAUGAAGUACUCAUUUUAGUCUUAGAGUUAGGACAGCUUGCUUAGGCCCAUACUUUGUAGACCUACCUUUUAUUAACGAAUGUUAUAAACAUGUAAGUUAUAUUUACAAAAAAUAAAGAUAUAUCUGUAAUAUUAGGAACUUCACUAAGCGCGCGCAGAUAGAUUAUUAAGAUGUGGGAAACAGACCAUAGUUUAAGUUAAAAAUAAUUAAUAGGCUAAAGGGCCUAAUCCUAAUAUGUUUUAGACCCACUAAGUUACUUUAUAUUAGGUUUAGACUGACUGAUUAGACUGUAUCCUGUAAAUGAUUAGAAUAUUAAUAUUAUAAGUACUUUAUUUGUGAAGAAUUCAUUUUUGUCUUAUUUUUUGGACAAUUUGCUUAUGCCAUACUUAGUGGACUAACUUUCUAUUCACGAAUGCUAUAAAAUUUUAAGUUAUAUUUUAAAAAAUAGGUCUAUAAUAUCUGGUGCUUCACAUAGCGUCGCGCGCCGACAGACUUUUAGGAUGCGGGUAACAGACAUAAACUCGUGACCGCUCAAUGCUGGUAGGUCACGUGGUCAUAGGGAGAUCUACUUCCAUUUGUCUACGUAAGGGGGUGACAAUGAACUUAGUAUUUUCUAAUUUGUGCGCACGAGGAGGAAGAUCAUUACAACAUAAACCUUAGGGAUUCUUUCACUCCUGUAGUUUGAGAAAUAAAUCAUUAUUUUUAACUAUGCUACUUCUCAUUGCGGAGUUAAAAAACCGGCGACUUUUUAUGGGGAUCGAGAUAAAGACGGCAAAUUUAGCCCCCAUUUUGUUCUCGAGAUGUUAGGGUUCGGCGACAUAAAAAAAAAUCGACAUACCCCACAUAACCGAUGAGAAAAUGCUAAGGAAAAAUAGAGAAAUUGUUUUGCACUUCAAAAAACGUCGAUUUAAGAAGGUUGGCGAGUUAACCGAGCUCGAGAUAAGUGGGUUCGACUGUACUUUUGUAUAACCCAAGGUACCAUAGACAUCAGAGUGUUACUCUGACUGUAGCCAAGGGUUUAGACGCCAUAGAGCUCUCAUGGAGUUAUGUGGACAGAGCCACAGUUUCCCAUUACUUACACUGUAACUGUUUUUCUGUUUAAUUUAUACCAUUAUUUAUUAAUUUUUUUAAAAAGUUUUUAAUGUAUUUUUUAAAAACUAAAGUAAAUGAGCUUUCAAAAAAAAAUUUUUUUUUUUUUUAGAUGUAUACAAUUUUUAUAUUUGAUCUGCUGAGGUGUUGUGUAAGUCAAAAUUAGUUCCGUAAACCAGCUCCUUUAUAAUAACAAUGAACACGUUUUUUUAAAACUAGUUUCGUUUUAUUUUUGGUGUUAUUUUUUUUUUUCAUCCGUCCCAUGUGCUGAGGAAGGCUCUUAGCCAACACGUUCUUGUUUUGUCGUCGUUUAUUUCUACUGGAGCUUCCCCGUUCCCCUUUUCUACUCUUUCCCUCACCACACAGCGUGAGAGCAAACCUUUCUUUAUGGUCUAUCUUUCAGUGGGCGAGUGGCAGACACAGUCACAGCCCAAAGAGCCUGAACCAGAUGCGGCUGACACCCUCGAUGGAGAGUCGCGAGUGUGACGUGGCCAAGUCGUCUACAACCCUUCUGUUUAAGCCGUAAGCCCAAUCAGAUGUCCGCAUCGGUGAAUUAAUUGAACUAGGAUGACAUAAAAUAUAUAAAUAUACGUCAAUUAUUCAUUUUAGAACAUCCUGUGUAGCACAUAUAGAGCAUCUUGUGUAGUACGUAUAGACCAUCUUGUGUAGUAAAUAUAGAACAUCUAAUGUAGUACAUAUAGAACAUCUUGUCUCGUACAUAUUGAAAAUCUUGUGUAGUACAUAUAGAGCAUCUUGUCUAGUACCUAGGAUUUAGCACAACUGAAUCGGAACAUCUAAAAAAUAACCCAUGUUUCUUUGGUUGUAUAACUCUGAAAUAUCACCAUCUGAAAUAAUGAAUAAGUAUGAAAUUCCCAACUAAAUUAGCACACCAUAAGUAGAUAAUUAGUGUAAACUGAUCUGAAUGGGCACACCAUAAGUAGAUAGUUAGUGGAAACUGAUCUGAAUGGGCACACCUUAAGUAGAUGAUUAGUGGAAACUGAUCUGAAUGGGCACACCAUAAGUAGAUAAUUAGUGGAAACUGAUCUGAAUGGGCACACCAUAAGUAGAUAAUUAGUUGAAACUGAUCUGAAUGGGCACACCAUAAGUAGAUAAAUAGUGGAAAGUGAUCUGAAUGGGCACACCAUAAGUAGAUAAGUAGUGUAAACUGAUCUGAAUGGGCACACCAUAAGUAGAUAAUUAGUGGAAACUGAUCUGAAUGGGCAC